This is a messenger RNA of Racocetra fulgida, 286 nucleotides long. The record is from the annotation of a GenBank genome assembly. Lineage: Eukaryota; Fungi; Glomeromycota; Glomeromycetes; Diversisporales; Gigasporaceae.
AUGGCUAUUCCAGAUAAAUUUGAAUCACAAGAUCUUCUUCAAUUUUAUAAUUUAAGAAAUAUUAUCAAUCAAAGAAAAGCCUUUGGUUAUGAAUCAUUCCCUGGUACAUUUCUUGAUCCAAAAUUAGAAAAUGCAAUGUUACAACCCAAUAUUCAAAACCUGUUAGUUAAAUUCUAUAAUGUGGCAGAUCUAGGCUAUCAAUUCACUAAACCUAGAAGGCCUGUUAUGGCCCAAGGAAGUGGAAGCAAGAAAGGACAUUCUUUGUCUUCAGACUUAUCUUCAAAAG